AUGGUGUUUUUUGGCUACAUGGUGUUCAGCAUAGUGCUCGGGCUCCUGGCUGACCGAUACGGCCGCUGGAAGAUCCUGCUGCUCUCCUUCCUCUGGGCAGCCUAUUUCUCCCUGCUGACCUCGUUUGCCCCAUCGUACAUCUGGUUUGUGUUCCUGCGGGCCAUGGUAGGAGGUGGUGUGUCGGGCCACGCGCAAGGACUUAUCAUAAAAACGGAAUUUUUGCCCACCAAAUAUCGGGGAUACUUGUUGCCCUUAUCUCAGGUGUUUUGGUUGGCAGGAUCCUUGCUGAUCAUUGGCCUGGCAUCAGUGAUGAACCCAACCAUCGGCUGGCGGUGGUUGAUCAGAAUUGCCUCCAUCCCUGGCAUCCUUCUCAUCCUGGUGUUCAAGAAAGGCUUCCUGCUCUGCUUGCAAUUCAUCCCAGAGUCGGCACGGUUCAACGUCUCCACGGGAAACACGGGGGCUGCGCUGGCCACGCUGCAGAGGAUUGCCAGGAUGAACAGAGCGGCCGUGCCAGAGGGGCAGCUGAGGGAGCCUGCCAAGGAAAGAAGGGGAAGAUUCAAGGACCUCAUCCACCCCAAAUACCUCAGAACCACUUUGCAGAUAUGGAUCAUAUGGCUUGGCAUAGCUUUUGCUUACUACGGUGUCAUCUUGGCCAGUGCUGAGCUGCUGGAGCGGGACCUUGUCUGUGGCUCUGCAGCCCCACCGCUGCAGGACUCCAGCGAUGACUCUGAGGAGAGCCACAGCCCCUGCUACUGCCACAUGUUUGGGCCUGCUGCCUACCAGACCAUGAUCAUCAGCACAGCCGGGGAGAUCGCACUGAAUCCUGUGAACAUUCUCAGCAUCAAUCUCCUCGGAAGACGUCUAAGCCUCUGUAUCACCAUGGGAUGUACAGCUCUAUUCUUUCUUCUCCUUAAUAUCUGCACCUCAAGUGCAGGCAUGGUUGGCUUUCUCUUCAUGCUGCGUGCCUUGGUUUCAGCCAACUUCAACACCAUCUACAUUUACACGGCAGAGGUUUAUCCCACCACAAUGAGAGCACUGGGGAUGGGGACAAGUGGGGCAUUGUGCCGUGUGGGAGCAAUGGUGGCUCCAUUUAUAUCACAAGUUCUUAUGAGCGCUUCUUUCCUGGGAGCCCUGUGUCUCUUCUCCUCUGUGUGCAUCAUCUGUGCCAUCUCUGCAGUGACGCUGCCCAUCGAGACCAAGGGCAGGGCCCUGCAGCAAGUAAAAUGAGAGCGAAUGUUUGAUGUUGGAUUGGGUAUGAAAGAAAAAUAAAUCCCUGGAAUCUGUCACUUCCUGUGAGCUGCAUUUGAUGUUCAUUGCUUCUCCAUACCGUUUCCAUUAUAAAAAAAUGCAGCUGAACA
Passer montanus (Eurasian tree sparrow) is the source of this 1358-nucleotide messenger RNA. RefSeq names its product SVOP like (gene SVOPL). Gene Ontology annotation, biological process: transmembrane transport. The transcript has 12 exons. Lineage: Eukaryota; Metazoa; Chordata; Aves; Passeriformes; Passeridae. The coding region runs from base 1 to 1227 and encodes 408 amino acids. The record is from RefSeq and is a predicted model, not a curated record. Gene Ontology annotation, molecular function: transmembrane transporter activity. Gene Ontology annotation, cellular component: membrane.